CUGUCGCUCAGUUGUUGCAUACUUCUCGGGGUGUUCAUUCGACGUGCACCAUAAAGAAAAAAAAGACACUUUAUUAAACAAUUCGAAAAGCUCACAGGGAGCUGCUGGGCAAACUAUUGAAACUUUAAAUUUUUAUAACUCACCCGCCUAGAAGCACGCAGCACAAAUUUUACGCCAUGUGCAAUAAGAAACUGUUACUGCUGCUCCUGUUGUUAACAGUUGCUGCAGUUGCAAGCGGCGCUGAGGCGGAGCCGGAGGAUGCCGACGCUAUGACCAUUAGCCCUGCAACGCCUGGCGCACAGGAAGAGGCAAGAAACAUGGUUAAGCGUGCACCGACAUCCAGCUUUAUUGGUAUGCGAGGCAAGAAGGAGCAAGACGCAUCGGCAGAUGCCAAUUGGUUCGGCCCCGAUCCUUUGGAUUAUGGCGAAGAAGAUGAGGACAACUCGUACUAUGAGAACGGUAGAAGGCUCAAGAAGGCUCCAAUGGCCUUCGUUGGCAUGCGCGGCAAGAAGUUUUCGCCGAAUACCAAUCGACUACGCGAUUUACUGCAGAACAUGGAGGAGCAGCGUCUGCGAGAGAGUUUCCUGCAAGAAUUCCUGAACAAUUUGGCGACAGAUGGCGGCGAUGUGGCCAAGCGAGCACCCACCGGAUUUACUGGCAUGCGUGGCAAGCGACCGUCCUUGUCCGAAAACGAGGACGAUGAGGACGAUGCACUGGAGCUGCUGGAAAAACGCGCCCCUGUCAACUCCUUCGUAGGCAUGCGUGGCAAAAAGGAUGUUUCCCAUCAGCACUACAAGCGCGCGGCUCUUUCAGAGUUGUGGCGCCAACUCUCCAAAAAGGCUUUCGAUGUGCGCGGCAAGAAGCAGCGAUAUGCGGACUUUAACAGUAAAUUUGUGGCUGUGCGUGGCAAGAAGAGUGCGCUGAGCGAUGCCAAUGGGGCAGCAGAGGAGAAUUUGAUUCAGCCCUGGGUCUAUGUCAUCGGUGGCAAGCGGGCGCCCAGCGGUUUUCUUGGCAUGCGAGGCAAGCGUCCUGCCCUGGUGGAGUAAGCGAACGGGAUGGACGGAACGGAACUGGUGGCACAGAUAGGCGAGCGCUUCCUCAUUUACAUUUGACGAAUGACAGUCGGAAGUUCCUUUUAAACUAGGCAAAUACAAUGUUAUAAAUAAUCGCUGGGCUGGAGAUUAUUUAGAACGUGAGCACAC
Drosophila mojavensis is the source of this 1202-nucleotide messenger RNA. RefSeq names its product tachykinins. The transcript is spliced from 4 exons. NCBI's taxonomy places the organism in Eukaryota, Metazoa, Arthropoda, Insecta, Diptera, Drosophilidae. The coding region runs from base 177 to 1046 and encodes 289 amino acids. The record is from RefSeq and is a predicted model, not a curated record.